Messenger RNA from Anisakis simplex (herring worm), 2247 nucleotides. The record is from the annotation of a GenBank genome assembly. Lineage: Eukaryota; Metazoa; Nematoda; Chromadorea; Rhabditida; Anisakidae.
AUGGUGCAAACAUACCAAAGCCCAGUGCGUAUUUAUAAGUACCCGUUUGAGAUCGUCAUGGCGGCGUACCAGAAGCGAUUUCCUACUUGUCCUCAAAUCCCUAUAUUCGUUGGCUCGGAAAUCACAUAUGAGCACCAUUCAGAAGAUGGCGCAGAAGAAGUAAUCGAACGUAAAUGUCAGUUGAACGUUGAUGCUCCUUAUCUUGUCAAGAAGAUUGCGGGUGUUGAUUAUGUUUAUUUCACGCAGAAGAACUCACUAGAUAAACGUAAGCGAACGUUGCUAAUAGAAGCAUCUAACAUAUCAUUUUCGAAUCGUAUUGUAAUCAAAGAAAAUUGUUUUUAUUAUGUGCAUCCUGAAAACAGUGAAUGGACGUGCUUUGAGCAGAGUGCAUCGCUUGAUGUGAAAUCGUUUUUCGGAUUCGAAUCUUCAGUCGAAAAGCUUGCCGUCAAACAGUACGCCGCCAAUCUUGCUAAGGCAUUUGGUAAAGAAGUAUUGGAGUAUUUCAUAGGAGAGUUGAUAAAAAAUGGCACAACAUAUAUAGCACCGUUCAGCGAUGCCGAUGAAUCGGCUGCAGAUUCAGCAAUCGAUGUUUCGAGAUCAGGUGAGGGUGAGGGCGAAGGUGAGGAGUUUGAGAAAGAAAAACAAGAGCAACAAUUACCAACAUGUUCAGCUCAAUCAAGACGUACUUCGCUUGCACAACAGUCAGUGACUUCUGCGAGACGUACAUCUAUUGAUGAUCUUCAUUCAUUUGCUGCGUUACGUUGUAUCUGUCAUUCUCUGCAUUCUUAUUUUCUCAAUUGUCUUCUAUCUAUGCUCGCUCGUCGCUAUGAUAGAAACGGAAGAAAACGUCGUUCAGUUCGAUUUCUUGUAGCCGAGGCCAAAUUAGAAGCCGAAUAUAUAAGACGCUUUUUGGGUCAACUUAGCGCACUGGAGGAGAGUCGUCUGUGCGAGUUGAAAUAUGGUCUUCGCAACUCACAUAAGGGUAAAUUACCGAAUGAUGCACAUUUGCUUCGCUUUUUGCGAGCGCGUGAAUUUGAUGUGGCACGUGCCAGUGAAAUGAUUCAGAAGAGUUUGUUAUGGCGUAAACAGUACAACGUUGAUAGGAUUUUGCUAGAAUUCGAGCCACCCGCUGUGCUGAAACAGUUUUUUCCAGGAUGUUGGCAUCAUUGUGACAAAAAGGGCAGACCGUUAUUCGUUCUGCGUUUGGGUCAGUUAGAUAUGAAGGGUUUACUGCGUGCUGUCGGUUUAGAAACGAUCGUCAAAUACACGCUGUCAAUCAUCGAACAAGGUCUUAUAAAAACUACUGAAGCAACCAAAAAACUUGGAGUGCCAAUCAGUUCAUGGACCUUAUUGGUUGAUCUCGAAGGAUUAAGUAUGCGUCAUCUGUGGCGACCUGGCAUUCAAGCAUUGCUGCGCAUAAUUGAAAUUGCUGAAGCACAUUAUCCAGAAACGAUGGGUCUCGUUUUAAUUGCCCGUGCGCCACGCGUUUUUCCAGUUCUAUGGACACUUAUAUCACCGUUUAUCGAUGAGAACACUCGUAAAAAGUUUAUGAUCAAUUCGAGUGAAUCAGUGUUUAACGAACUGUCCAAAUACAUCGACGAACAGUACUUACCCGACUUCCUGGGUGGCAGUUGUCUGUGCAAUGCACCUGAUGGUGGACAUGUACCAAAAAAUCUUUAUAGACCAGUUGCAGAAGACAUUAUCGACGAUGAGGUUUUAUCUUCGACGUAUCAGUCCGCUACUGUCUAUAAGGGUAUUCCGCAUGAAGUGGUCGUUAAGGUUCCUACAAAAGGUUGCGUUCUUACGUGGGACUUCGAUGUACUUAAAAGUGACUGUGAAUUUUUGCUAUAUUACACGGAGAAGGUGAUCGACACACCAGCCACUCCACAUUCACCUCCAGUAUUAUCGCCAGUUGAGAGGGUCACGGCUGCAAUUGGUAGUUCAGCAUCCACGCCGAUAUCAGCUAUUUCGUGCGAUUCGAAACUCACUUUAGGCAUCGAUCUCAGAAUAGAGGAGAAACCAGUGCAGUUUACUGAAGGUGACUCAAUGCAGGGUUCUCAUUAUUGUUCACGUGCGGGUACAUACAUUUUACAAUGGCGCCAUCCAGAACCAACUCCAAAUCAAUCGUUUGAUUUUUCGUUAUCACAUCACAAAUGUAAGAUUAUGUACUAUUAUGAAUUGCUGGAUUCCGCAGACUUCAGGUACGUUCUUAUUCGUUUAUUCAUUAAUUUCUUUGCAUUUCUCUGA